AUAUAUAUUAAAGUAGAAUACACGUGUAAAGAUAAUAGAUGACAAAUCAAGUGUAGUACUUGCUAAAUAAAGUGGACCCACAAUUGGAAAAAAAGAAAAGAAAUUAAGUAUAAUUAAAGUAAAUCCAAAUUUAAUGUACAACUAGAUAACCUUUUAUACAAUUUGUCAAUGCUUGUGUUCGUCUUCCUCCACGUAUAUAUAAUAGAAAAAUCUACAUGAAUUUAAGGCGCACGAGUGAAACUUCAAAACAAAAAAAAAAAAACUUUAAAAGAAAAUGACAAUAAAAAGGACAGAUGAAAGGGCUGUUUGGCUUUGUGAUGGAACCCCAAACUAAAAAUCCCUAAAACCUAAGAUUUCACCUGCGAAUUCUUCGGUGGGUACUAUGACUUCUAACUCUUUUACAUGCUCUGCUGCUAAAUGAAAACUCUAUGCAUUUUGUUACUGUUCUAAUUGAAUCAGCCACCAUGACUCAAGCAUCUACUAGUAAAAGAGCUGCUGUUGAAGUGGAAAGAGAAGAUAUAAUCACUGCCCUGCCAAGAAACGUUGUUGAUCGCAUCCUUGAGCUCUUGCCGGUUCACGAUGCAGCAAGAACUUGUGUUUUGUCCAAAAAAUGGAGAGAUAUUUGGACCACUCUUCCGUAUCUGGUAUUGGAUAACUUAUUUUGCAAAAAGUUAACAGCAAAAUCUCAAGCUGUUUUCAGAAAAAUAGUUGAUGACAUUCUCUUACAGCAUAUUGGAGACACUGUGAAGUUUGUUCUUGACGUUUCAGAAGUACAUUUGUCUUCAUAUGCAGAUAUUAAUAGAUGGAUGCGUUAUGUCGCCAGAAAUGGUGUCAAGGAGCUAAGCCUUAACAUGUCAGAUAAUAGAAUUUAUAAAUUGCCUUCUUAUAUAUAUAAUUGUUCGACCAUGACACAUUUGCAACUCUUCAACUGUGUCUUCAAACCACCAAAUUCUUUUCUUGGCUUUCAGAAUCUUACAAACCUUCAUAUGGAAAGAAUAACAUUGGCGCCAACUGCAGAGUUUUGUGUUAUCAAUGUUCCCCUUCUUGUGGAAUUAGCCUUGAUGUUCUGUUGUGGCGCUCAAUACUUGAAGAUUGUUUCACCACAGUUGAAGAACUUGGGUGUUCAUAAGGGUCACUAUCUCAUUCUAAAUUGCUUUAUGAAUUGCAAAAAUUUGAGCAUGUUAGGGAUUGAAUUGGAAAAAGUGGUUGAUAAUCUGAAACAUGAUGAAAUAUCAACUUUGGAAAAGUUUCUUUUUAGCUUUCCUUCACUUGAACAACUUUAUUUGGGUUCCUUUGUCCUUGAGCUUUUGAAUGCAAACAUAGUUCUGGAUGAGCUUCCUUCCAAGCUCAACUGCUUGUGGCAUCUACAGUUAGGUGUUGACUUUGGCAAAGUGGGUCAGACUUCUUGUGCUCUACAGUUAAUCAAGAGUUGUCCUAAUUUGAGUAAACUUAUAAUUUGGGUCCAGGGUAGAGACGACAAUGCUGAAACAGUUAUGAAAUAUCUAGAAACACCAACCUGCUUGGACCAACCACUCAAGAAGCUCGAGUAUGUGACCAUCAGUUCUUUUGAGUGUUCGAAAACUGAACUGUUUUUCGUAAAGCUAUUGUGUGCUCGCACUCCAUCUCUGGUAAGGAUGUGCAUUGAGCAAGGGAUAGCCAUUGAUUCUAAGGAAGAAAGGAAUGUCACCAUAAAAUUGAUGCGUUUCCCCAGAGCUUCUACAAAGGCAGAGUUGUUCUAUUUUCCAUUUGAGGCUACAGACGCAGAUUGAUGCCUUUCUGUUUCAAAUGAAUUUUGUUAAACAAGGGACUGAAUUAGCGAAUUUUUUAAAAUUUGUGGCUUUCCUUUAAUGAUAAAUAUGUUCAUCACUUGGAU
Lycium barbarum (goji berry) is the source of this 1873-nucleotide messenger RNA. Its product is annotated as F-box/FBD/LRR-repeat protein At1g13570-like. Lineage: Eukaryota; Viridiplantae; Streptophyta; Magnoliopsida; Solanales; Solanaceae. The record is from RefSeq and is a predicted model, not a curated record. Bases 429 to 1769 code for a protein of 446 amino acids. Gene Ontology annotation, molecular function: protein binding. The transcript has 4 exons.